GUUGUAGUAACAUUUGACGUUUCAAAGUUUGACGUUACGCGUUUAUUUGAGGUUAGAUUCACCAAAACAGAAACAAACUAAAUAAUUUCGAUUAAAAACGCAAUUUAAAAUGUCUGAUGAUGAAGCUACAUACGUUAAAAAACCAAAAACGAUUCAUUAUGGUUCAUUGGAAGAAACGGAAAAAGCUAGGUUAGAAUCCCAAGAGGAUAAUAGUCAGGAUAACGAUGUGCCCCCCGUUGUUCCUACUCAAGUACAUAUUUCAAAUGAAUACAUGGAAUUGGAAGAUGCAAUGUCGAAAGAUAAACAAGCUCUUUUGGAGGAGUUUGAAAGACGAAAGAAAGCGCGUUCAAUAAACGUAUCAACCGAUGAUGCUGAAGUGAAAAGAAAUUUAAGACAACUUGGAGAACCGAUUUGUUUAUUCGGAGAAGGGCCAGCGGAAAGAAGAAAUCGAUUACGAGAUAUAUUAUCAUGUAUUGGAGAAGAAGCUAUUAUGCGAAAAGAAGUUGAAGAAGAAAAGAAAUUAUUAGAACGUGACCAAGAAACAACUUGGUACCAUGAAGGUCCCGAAUCGUUAAAAAUAGCUCGAUCUUGGAUUGCUGAAUAUUCGCUCCCGAGAUCUAAAGCUCGAUUGGAGGAAGCCCGAAAUACUUCUAAUUUACCAUCGGCUACGAAAACGGCUAAAAUGCAAGAAGUACAAAAACGAUUUCAAAUGUUAUCGAUUCAUAGUAGUCAAGUUGGGGAUACUAGGCCGAUUUCUUUUUGUCAAUUUAGUCCAAAUUCGCAAUUAAUUGCUACAGCUUCAUGGAGCGGUUUAUGUAAAGUUUGGUCCAUACCCGAUUGCAAAUUAACACAAACAUUAAAAGGACAUACCUGUCAUGUUGGAGCUAUCGUUUUUCAUCCUCAAGCAACAAUUACCCAAGAAGAAACCGCUUGUAAUUUAGCAUCUUGCGCCGCAGAUGGAUCCGUUAAAUUAUGGGACUUAAAAAAUGAGGAGCCUAUUGCGGAAAUUGAGGGUCAUAUGCCACAUAGAGUCUCUCGGUUAGGUUUUCACCCGUCCGGGCGUUUCUUGGGAACUUGUUGUCAUGAUUCGUCUUGGAGGUUAUGGGAUUUACAGCAAAGCGCUGAAGUUUUGCAUCAGGAAGGACAUGGAAAACCGGUUUAUUGUAUUAGUUUUCAAGUUGAUGGGUCCGUUGUUGCAACAGGUGGUUUAGAUGCAUUUGGCCGAGUAUGGGAUUUGCGAACCGGACGUUGCAUAAUGUUUAUGGAAGGCCAUUUAAAACCAAUUUACGGAAUCGAUUUUUCACCAAACGGAUAUCAUUUAGCGACAUCUAGUGAUGAUAAUUCCGUAAAAAUUUGGGAUUUAAGAAAACGUUCGGUAUUGUACACUAUUCCAGCGCACACAAGUUUAGUUUCGAACGUUCGUUAUCAAAGGGAACUUGGUGAUUAUGUAGUGACCUCAUCAUAUGAUGGUUCUGCAAAAAUUUGGACUAGCAGAACUUGGCAACCUUUAAAAACACUUUCUGGGCAUGAUGGGAAAGUUAUGUGCGUUGAUAUGUCGGGAGAUAGUCAAUACGUGGUUACUUGUUCGUAUGAUCGCACUUUUAAAUUGUGGGCGCCGGAAAUGCUUUAGUUUUAAGUUACUUUUAAAUAUAAAAAUGUAAGAAUUUGAAAUAUAAAAAAUAAAAGUUUGCUAUAUAGAAAAUUAAA
Messenger RNA from Onthophagus taurus, 1707 nucleotides. RefSeq names its product U4-U6 small nuclear riboprotein factor 60K (gene U4-U6-60K). Gene Ontology annotation, cellular component: U4/U6 x U5 tri-snRNP complex. Gene Ontology annotation, biological process: mRNA splicing, via spliceosome. NCBI's taxonomy places the organism in Eukaryota, Metazoa, Arthropoda, Insecta, Coleoptera, Scarabaeidae. The record is from RefSeq and is a predicted model, not a curated record. Gene Ontology annotation, molecular function: protein binding; U6 snRNA binding; U4 snRNA binding.